Molecule: messenger RNA, 1732 nt
Organism: Musa acuminata subsp. malaccensis (wild Malaysian banana)
Lineage: Eukaryota; Viridiplantae; Streptophyta; Magnoliopsida; Zingiberales; Musaceae
Product: eukaryotic initiation factor 4A-11
Molecular function (GO): RNA binding; ATP binding; RNA helicase activity
Source: RefSeq, a predicted model, not a curated record
AGGGCAAAUAGAAAUUAUACCUGAGAGGCGGUACCUUUCUGUGGCGGUCUCGCUCGCUUUGUCGCCGUUCUCAAGCGAAGCAUCGCCGUUGGCUCCUCUCCCUCUCUGUUCUCUGUGCUCUCGAGAAAUCUAGCAAUCAUGGCUGGAAUGACACCUGAAGGAUCCCAAUUUGAUGCUCGCCAAUACGACGCCAAAAUGAAUGAGCUGCUUUCACAAGAUGUGCAAGAUUUUUUUACUUCAUACGAUGAGGUAUAUGAUAGUUUUGAUGCAAUGGGUCUCCAGGAGAAUCUUUUGAGAGGCAUUUAUGCUUAUGGUUUUGAAAAGCCCUCCGCAAUUCAGCAGAGAGGUAUUGUUCCUUUCUGCAAGGGACUCGAUGUCAUUCAGCAGGCACAAUCAGGGACAGGAAAAACUGCAACAUUCUGUGCUGGAAUUUUGCAGCAGCUUGAUUAUGGCUUGGUACAAUGUCAAGCUUUGGUUCUUGCUCCAACUCGUGAAUUAGCACAACAAAUUGAAAAGGUGAUGCGUGCACUGGGUGACUACCUUGGUGUGAAAGUUCAUGCUUGUGUUGGAGGAACUAGUGUUCGAGAAGAUCAACGCAUUCUUUCCAGUGGGGUUCAUGUUGUUGUGGGGACACCAGGUCGUGUGUUUGACAUGUUAAGAAGGCAGUCUCUUCGGCCUGACAAUAUCAAGAUGUUUGUGCUGGAUGAGGCAGAUGAAAUGCUUUCUCGUGGUUUCAAGGAUCAGAUCUAUGACAUAUUUCAGCUGCUUCCUUCCAAAGUUCAAGUUGGUUUAUUCUCUGCCACAAUGCCUCCAGAGGCUCUUGAGAUUACUCGCAAGUUCAUGAAUAAACCUGUGAGGAUCCUGGUGAAGAGAGAUGAGCUUACUUUGGAGGGUAUCAAGCAAUUCCAUGUCAAUGUUGAGAAGGAAGAAUGGAAGCUUGAGACCCUGUGUGAUCUCUAUGAGACCUUGGCCAUCACACAGAGCGUGAUUUUCGUCAAUACUCGACGCAAGGUGGACUGGCUCACUGACAAAAUGAGGAGCAGGGAUCAUACUGUCUCUGCAACCCAUGGAGAUAUGGAUCAGAACACUCGGGACAUUAUAAUGCGGGAGUUCCGUUCUGGCUCCUCUCGUGUACUCAUCACCACUGAUCUCCUUGCUCGAGGUAUUGAUGUCCAGCAGGUCUCCCUGGUUAUAAAUUAUGAUCUGCCGACACAGCCAGAGAACUAUCUUCAUCGUAUUGGACGAAGUGGCCGUUUUGGAAGAAAGGGUGUCGCAAUCAAUUUUGUCACUCGUGAUGAUGAACGCAUGUUGUUUGAUAUCCAAAGGUUCUAUAAUGUGGUGAUUGAGGAGCUGCCAUCCAACGUUGCCGACCUAAUCUGAUAAGGAUUUUUUGGUUGAACUGAAUGUUUGAUCUUUAUAACCUGUUUAGGUUUAGCAAUAAACUCAUCGAAGGUGUCUCUUGACUAUCUUGAAUGGUGCGGUUAUAAAGGAAGUUCCAAGCGCUGGUCUUGUUUGAAGCGAUGAUUCCUAGUACUUUAUUAUCGUUCAUCACAUCUUUUUAGAGUUGCAGCCACUAAGUUGUAUCUCCCCAUCUCUUUUGUUGCGAUUGCUGAGCCUUUUUGGAUCUGCACAUCUUUUUUGAACCUGUUUUGUUUCUAGAUGUACUAUUUGAAGGAUUUAUGUAUUAUGACAAGGAUAUUUUAUUGUUAAUUAUCUAGUGAUGGUUGGUUUA